AUGGACUAUUUUGAGGACGCGCUGUUCACCGUCUUUGCGCAUCACCAACCAGCACGUGGCGAUCCUGGCACGCGCAGCGUGUUUGCCGACGAGGCGCUUGCGCCGUCUCGGCACGGGGAGCGGCGCAUCGUGUACCGCAUCCCUGAGCUCAGCUCGGAGAACACGCGUCUAUUCGCGCACCACCAGUGGGAUGCAGGCGUGCAUCUUGCCAAGAUGAUCACGGCGCGCGAGAUGGAUGUGCGAGCCAAGCGCGUCGUGGAACUUGGUGCAGGGACCGGUCUGCCGUCGCUCGUGGCGGCCGUCAUGGGCGCGCGGCACUGCGUCGUGACGGACUACCCAGAUCCCGACAUUCUCGCGGCGCUGCAGCGCAACGUGCAUGACACAUGCGACGCGUAUGCAGCGUUGUCGCUGGAAGUGCGUGGCCUGGCAUGGGGCGACGUGACGCAGGAGGCCCAGGCAGGCGGUCCGUUUGACAUGGUGAUGGCGGCCGAUGUGCUAUGGGUAUCUUCGCAGCACGCUCACCUACUGCACUCCAUCUGUGCGCUGCUUGCGCACACAUCCGAGGCGCGCGCUGUGAUUGUAGCCGGCUUUCACACGGGCCGACCGGCGACGGCGCGGUUUUUUGAGGCGGCGCGCGAAGCGGGCCUCGUGCCGGACGCGACGGCCAAGUUCGGCGGCAUGUAUGAACGCAGCGUGCUGGGCGACGAGCGGGCGUACACGGCGUCGGAUGACAUGGGUGACAUCGAGGAGCGGAGCAAGUGGGUCGUCGUCGCGUGUCUCCGAUGGCGCUAG
Molecule: messenger RNA, 792 nt
Organism: Malassezia restricta
Lineage: Eukaryota; Fungi; Basidiomycota; Malasseziomycetes; Malasseziales; Malasseziaceae
Product: S-adenosylmethionine-dependent methyltransferase
Exons: 1
Coding region: 1-792 (263 amino acids)
Source: RefSeq, a predicted model, not a curated record